UCUCCAGUCACGUGACGGCGGUGUCAGCUGCCGGAUGGGACCUCUCUGCUACCAAAAUGGCAACGGUACGGACUCUCCAUCCCCUCCCAACAUCCUCCUCCCUGAGCAAUGACCGGAGCACCUACCUGGGAGCCCGGAUCCCGCACGAGGUGGAGGUCAUGGCAAAAUGUCUGAAGGACCUGGAUAAAGAUGUGUUUAGAAAAAUCCUGAAAGCUGUUGUAAAUGCUCUGGAGGGAAAGGACAGCAGAGAUUCUUUAAAGGUCAUUUUAGAAAAUACCUCCUUAACUGAAGAACAAUUGACUUUUAUCAUUUCCGGAUCGUACACUCUAAUAAAGGUGGCACUCAGAUUUCCAGUAUCAACACUUAAGCAGGAGGUUUUCAAAGAAGAUUUGAAAGAACUCAGGAUCCCAGAGGAUUUUAUAGGGGAUUUUGCCAACAUAGUCUAUGGAAACAGGCGUCCAGUGCUUGAAAGUGUGGCUUUGGAGCAGGGAAUUAGGUUGCCAACGAUUAACGAUUUCAGGUGGAGAGUUGAUGUUGCUAUAUCUACCAGCUGUUUGUCCCGGGCCUUGCAACCUUCAGUUCUAAUGCAAAUGAAACUGUCCGAUGGGACAUCUCAUCGGUUUGAAGUUUCAGUUUCCAAGUUCCAAGAACUAAGGUAUAAUGUUGCCCUGAUACUGAAAGAAAUGAAUGAUCUGGAAAAACUGAGCAUUCUCAAGAUUCAGGACUGAGCCUUGUGCAAAUUCUUCUGAAGAUAUACAGUGAAAUCUGAGAAAAGAGAGCGUAAAGAUUUCCUCGUAUGAGCAUGUUACUUACACAGUGAUCCAAGUAGAAGGUUGAAUACUAUGAGAGGACCAUAACUGGAAACGUGUGUCAUCGAGACUCUGGUUUGCAGCACCAUCCUUGAACACCACUUCCUCUUUAAACUAGAAAGCCUUGCAACAAGGUGAUUUAAUUAUCCACACAUUGUAAUGACCGAAUAUAACUGGUCUAGAGAGAUUCAGUUAUAAGCACAACUAGUUAUUUUCACUUGGCUUCGGUAAUCCAUUUUUCUGUGCAUAUAUCAGUUCCAAAUGUGUCUAUAAGCAGUCUGCCCAUGUUCUGAACUGGGAGAGAACAUCCCUCUUCCUUGCUUAAAAAAAAAUAUUUAGUAAAAUGAUUUUAUAGACCCUAGAACUCAUUUUCCCUGCCACUACUGACAUCCGCGCAAGCCUUUUGCUGUUCAGCUUAGACACGCUGUUUUAUUCACUAAAUAGUGUAUUGUAGUUGUAGGACAAAAUCGUUGCCCUGGAAACAUUCCCCAACCUAUUUUUGCCAGAAUGUUGCAGUUCAGUUUUUUUUUGACACGGCACCUCACUGUUUAUUGGAUAAUACUGAAGCUUCAGUUCAUCUCGUAUCAAGACUACCUAUGGAAAUGUAAACAUGCAAAAUCAAAUGACGCCUUUUGCAGUACUUAAUUCAAAUGGGGAAAAAAAAAAGUAAGAACCCCUCCAGCGAAUGAAAGGGUAUGGGAUGGCACAUCCUCCCUGCACUGUCCUAUUUACUUUGGACAUGGUGUGGAAAUUGUCACAGAUAUGUUUGAUUUGUCAGACUGGUCUUUUAGGCUUGAAAACUCUGGUUAUGACUGUUUUCACCUUAUUUCCAAGUUCUAUAACGUUUGUACAUAUUUUUGUUGCAUUAGAAUU
Pelobates fuscus (common spadefoot toad) is the source of this 1682-nucleotide messenger RNA. It is a transcript of the gene COMMD5, whose product is annotated as COMM domain containing 5. Gene Ontology annotation, cellular component: nucleus. Lineage: Eukaryota; Metazoa; Chordata; Amphibia; Anura; Pelobatidae. Bases 57 to 728 code for a protein of 223 amino acids. The record is from RefSeq and is a predicted model, not a curated record. The transcript has 7 exons.